Molecule: messenger RNA, 1635 nt
Organism: Sphaerulina musiva SO2202
Lineage: Eukaryota; Fungi; Ascomycota; Dothideomycetes; Mycosphaerellales; Mycosphaerellaceae
Exons: 2
Coding region: 205-1635 (476 amino acids)
Source: RefSeq, a predicted model, not a curated record
UUUUUUUGCCUUUCUUUUCUUUAUUUCUCUCUCUCUGUCUUUUUUCUAAAAUCAACCCUCCUCUCAAUUCCUAUCCUCCUCCUCCACAAUCACUUCAUCGCAGCAUCUCAUUCUCCUCUUGAUUUUAUCAUUUGUUCGUUUUUUUUUGUUUUCAUUGUUCUAAACACUACAUACCUACCUACAUCCAUCCAUCCAUCAUACAAGAUGGCAUCGACAUCUCCUCCCACUCCCAUUGACGUAGAUUACCUCGUCAUCGGGGCAGGAGCCAUGGGACUAGCAUUUCUCGAUGCAGUUUUGACAGCGAAUCCCAUUGCGACGUUUGCUUUGGUUGAUAAAUACGCCCGCCCAGGAGGCCACUGGACAACCUCGUACCCCUUCGUACACCUCCAUCAACCCUCGGCAUUCUACGGCGUCAACUCGAAAAUUCUCGGACAAAACAAAAUCGACCAAGUCGGUUUCAACAAAGGUUUAUACGAACUCGCUUCUUCCGAUGAAGUGUGCGCGUACUUUCAUCAAGUGGUGCAAGAAGUUUUGUUGCCUUCGGGUCGAGUGCAGUAUUUUCCCAAGUGUGAGUGGAUAGAAGGAAAAAGAGAAUUUCGAUCGAAUUUGACGGGGGAGAGGUUUGAGGUGGGGAGGCAGACGAGGAUUGUGGAUGCGACGUAUAUGAAAGUGACGGUGCCGUCGAUGCGGCCGCCUCCGUUUCAAGUCGCUGCAGACGUGAAAGUGAUGACGCCGAAUGAGCUGGUGACGCUGUCUCGGCCGUAUUCUCAUUAUACUGUCGUGGGGUCGGGCAAGACGGGCAUCGAUACUUGUCUUUGGCUGCUGAGUAUGGGAAUUCGGCCGCAGCAGAUUACUUGGGUCAUGCCUCGUGAUGCUUGGCUGUACGAUCGAGCGCACUGGCAGGAUCUCUAUGAUGAUCGAGCAAAGGAAGCGAUGAAAAGGCAGGUCGAGUGUACGCUGAGCGCCACCUCGCUCGAAGACUACUUGCUGCGGUUGGAGGCAGCCGGGAUGAUGCUGCGAUUGGACCAGAAGGUCUGGCCCACGUCCUUUCGAUGCGCGACGGUCACUCUGGCAGAACUGGACGAGAUUCGGAAGAUCAAAAAUGUCGUUCGUUUAGGUCGGGUCAUCUCCAUCGACGCCCAGGAAAUCGUCUUCCAGCAUGGUGUCCAGCCCACGGUGCCCGACACAGUAUAUAUUGACUGCUCCGCCAACGGACUCGAGAAGCGACCAGCGGUACCCAUUUUCACUCCUGAAAAAAUCACGCUCCAGCCGGUUCGCUUCUGCCAACAAGUCUUCUCGGCCGCAUUCAUCGGCCAUGUCGAGGCUGCCUACGCGGAUGAGGCGACCAGAAACGAGCUAUGUCGACCCAUUUUCCACCCAACUCUGCCAAGCGAUAUCCCCAUUGUCACACUGUCCGAUUUUCGAGCGACGCUCCGAUGGAGUGUGGAACCAAAGACAGUGGCCUGGCUGGUCAAUAGUCGCCUGAACUGGUCGAGCGCAUUUGCUCCGCUGGCAACAGAUGAUCCUGUCGAGUUGGAGCAGGAAAGAUUGCAGCUGCAAGCACUACUGCACUCCAUGUCGGAGAAGCUCCAGCAGUUCAUCAGGGAGGGAGCUCGAGUGAUGGCGCAUAUCUGA